Glycine soja is the source of this 1702-nucleotide messenger RNA. RefSeq names its product zinc finger protein ZAT9-like. Gene Ontology annotation, biological process: regulation of DNA-templated transcription. The coding region runs from base 268 to 1437 and encodes 389 amino acids. The record is from RefSeq and is a predicted model, not a curated record. NCBI's taxonomy places the organism in Eukaryota, Viridiplantae, Streptophyta, Magnoliopsida, Fabales, Fabaceae. The transcript has a single exon.
UUUUCAAUUCUUUUUACGGUUUCCGUAAAACAAGAAGUAAUUAAGAAAACCCCAUUUUUAAUUUUUCUAUUCCCUUUUGACUUUUUAUUUCUUCCAUAUUUUUUUAUAUCUAUCGGUGGAGGAAUGCUUGUCACCUACUCCCUCUCAUAGAUCGCACUCUGAUCCGUUCCUCUCACAAAGCACCACAACAAGAACAAGAACAAAAACGCAAUUCACCAAAAUGCCAACACUCUCUUGAACUCCUUCCAUUUGUUUCGUUGAUUCGCGAUGGAUAGACACAAGUGCAAGCUUUGCUUCAGAAGCUUCGCCAAUGGAAGAGCAUUGGGGGGUCACAUGAGGUCUCACAUGAUGAACCUUCCUAUCUCAAAGCCCGAAGAAUUAGCCUCAUCGCGAACGAUCCAACUCAGCUUCGAAGCUGAGUCAGCUUCAUCAUCGUCAUCGUCUUCUUCAGACGAAGAGGAUGAGGAUGAUGAAAAGACUCUAUGUUAUGAUCUCAGAGAGAAUCCCAAGCGAAGCAUUCGCCUCGUGGAUCCUGAAUUUUCGUUCGCAACAGCAGCAGACACUGGCUCCGUGAUCCUCCACGACAGAGAGAGCGAGUCCGAGUCAUCAAAAAACAACCCAACUCGUAGAAUAUCCAAAAGGCCUUGGAAUAAUAAUGACAAUUAUUAUAAUAAUGAUACCACCAACAGCAGCGUAAGAAAGAAAGGUCUCGGAUUCGAACAUGAAUCCACAAAGAAGUGCAAGACAGAAUCGUGGGUGGACCACGACCCUGCGAGCUCUGUCUCCGAUGCCACCACCGAGGAAGACGUGGCAUUUUGUCUCAUGAUGCUGUCGAGGGACAAAUGGAAGCGACAGAGGGAUCAAGAUCAACCCUGCCGAUUUGCGGAAAGGGAAAAUCAAUACGAGGUGGAGGAUCAAGAAGAAGAAGAUGAUGAAGAAGACGAGGAAGACGAAGACGACGAAGAAGCCUUCGAGGAGAGCGAGGAGUCUCAAGAAACAUCGAAACAGUGCAAGAACCGUGUACGAGGACGGUACAAAUGCGACACCUGCAACAAGGUGUUCCGAUCCUACCAAGCAUUGGGGGGUCACCGAGCCAGUCACAAGAAGAUCAAAGUGAACGGUGGUGGUAGAGAACAAGAACUUGAACACAACAAGAAGAAGAGUGGAACAUGUGUUGUUGUGGAAAAGAAAACUCACGAGUGCCCCGUUUGUUUCAGAGUCUUUGCUUCGGGUCAAGCGCUUGGGGGACACAAGAGAACCCAUGUUACUGGCUCAGCAGCAACUGCAGCUGCAAUCGCAACAACACUUCCGUCAAGUUCCGCAAAGUUUGGAAACAGUUUCAUAGAUCUCAACCUCCCUGCUCCUAUUGACGAAGACGAUGCUAGCCAAAUCGAGAACUCUGCUGUUUCCGAUGCAGAAUUCGUCAAAAUCCAUUAGGUGAUGAAGACAGGUUGAAAAAAUUGAAAAAUUUUGGUGCCCAAAUAUAUUUUUUAUGAUGAUUUUCAUAUAUGGUUUCUGCAAAUCAGCUAAUAUGGUUACUCUAUAGUCUAUAUUAUUAUUUAUGUAAUGUUAUAAAAAAAUUAUAAUUAUAUUAAUCUUCCUAGCUCUAACUGUAAUUCAGUUAUUCUGAUCUGUGCUGUAUUUCUGUAAGAAAUGACAUAAGGAAUCAAUUAAUGGAGAAAAACAAAAAAGUUUUUGCUUA